UGUGGAUAAGGAAAUUGCGAUAAGGCUAAGUGGUCACUGUGAAGCGACAGAGUUAAAGUGGGAAUCAAACCCAGGUUGAGCUGCCUCUUGAGGUCAUGCUCUUCCUAAUCAGAUAGGCUGCUCUUUUAAUAGAGCGGUGAAAAAUCACUAAAAAAUAUUGUACUUUCUUCUAAAGUAAACUAAUUCUUUGUUUUGGAGUCAUGAGAAUAAUGUAGUAUUUAACAUUUACAAUUCUAUGAAUUGAUUUGCAAUUUUUGAAAAGGUACACUGUAAUUUCUUGACAAGUCCUUUCACACUCACAGAACUGCUCUCCACUUGGCCUGUGCCAUUGGCCGUGAAGAUAUGGUGAAGCUCCUGGUAGAUCGGCACUGCCAGCUUAACCUCUGUGAUGGCGAAGACAGGACAGCUCUCGUGAAGGCUAUACAAUGCCAAGAAGAGGCAUGUGUAACUCUUCUCCUGGAACACGGUGCUGAUCCUAAAGUGAAAGACAACAAGGGCAACACAGCUCUCCAUUAUGCAGCCCACGAAGGGAUUGUCUCAAUAGCAGAGAAGCUGCUUUUACAAAACGCAAAUAUAGAGGCCAAAAACACGGAUGGCCUCACACCAGUUUUAGUUGCUCUAAAUGAAAACAAAGAGCAAAUGGUGAAAUUUUUAGUAGGAAAAGGAGCACGUCUACUUUCAGGGGAUACGGUUAAAAGCAGUGACCAACUAAUUUCUGAACAUGAAGAAGAAAUGAAACCUGAAAAUUCUUCACAGAAUCAUGAUCUAGUGGCUAAGAAGUCUGAAGAAGUCUCUUUAAGCAGUCGUACCUGCAAAGCUGAUACUGAUGAUUCAAGGCCUUCAAAACAUGAGGACUUAAGUUCCGGUACCAAGACUGUCCCGAAACUAAACUUAAGAAAGCAAAUGGCUGCUUUUCUUGCGACCCAAGAGUAA
Molecule: messenger RNA, 933 nt
Organism: Canis lupus familiaris (dog)
Lineage: Eukaryota; Metazoa; Chordata; Mammalia; Carnivora; Canidae
Product: ankyrin repeat domain-containing protein 26-like
Exons: 7
Coding region: 343-933 (196 amino acids)
Molecular function (GO): protein binding
Source: RefSeq, a predicted model, not a curated record